Messenger RNA from Cyanistes caeruleus (blue tit), 1887 nucleotides. NCBI's taxonomy places the organism in Eukaryota, Metazoa, Chordata, Aves, Passeriformes, Paridae. The record is from RefSeq and is a predicted model, not a curated record.
AUGGACGAGCCCCAGAACAAGAGGAAACAACAAAAUAAAUCUGUUUUAGUCCUCUCUGCGAGCAGCUUGGACUCUCCAGAGCUGAGGCUCCCCUCACCCUGUCCCUGUCUCCUUGCAGUCUCCCCCAAGAUAUUCCGGAUCUCCAGCGACAUCGUGGUGAACGAGGGCAGCAACGUGACGCUGGUGUGCCUGGCCACGGGGAAACCAGAGCCCUCCAUCUCCUGGAGACACAUCUCCCCCUCGGCCAAGCCCUUUGAGAGUGGGCAGUACCUGGACAUCUAUGGAAUUACGAGAGACCAGGCUGGGGAGUACGAGUGCAGUGCAGAAAACGAUGUCUCCGUCCCAGACGUGAAAAAAGUAAAAGUCACAGUCAACUUUGCCCCCACAAUUCAGGAACUUAAAUCCAGCGGUGUGAUGCUUGGAGGGAACGGCCUGAUCCGGUGUGAAGGUGCAGGAGUGCCUGCCCCGCUCUUUGAGUGGUACAAAGGAGAGAGGAAACUGAUCAAUGGUCAACAAGGAAUCACUAUUAAAAAUUAUAGUACAAGAUCCCUUCUUACUGUUACCAAUGUGACAGAAGAGCACUUUGGCAACUAUACUUGUGUCGCUGCCAACAAGCUAGGGACGACCAAUGCCAGCCUGCCUCUCAACCAAAUUAUUGAGCCUACUACCUCUAGUCGUGUCUCAAGCCCAGCUCCCAGCACAGCCCAGUACGGGAUCACCGGGCACGCCGAGGUGCUGUUCUCCUGCUGGUCCCUGGUGUUGACGCUGUCCUCCCUCAGCAGCAUAUUCUACCUGAAGAACAUCCUUCUGCACUAAAUGUAAAGACCCAUAAAAGGCUUUUAAGGAUUCUCUGAAAGUGCUGAUGACUGGAUCCAAUCUGGUAGAGUUUGUUAAAAGCAGCGUGGGAUAUAAUCAGUGCUUACAUGGGGAUGAUCGCCUUCUGUAGAAUUGCUCAUUAUGUAAAUACUUUAAUUCGACUCCUUUUUUUUGAUUAGCUGCAUUACCUUGUGGAGCAGUACACAUUGUCCUUUUUUAAGACGUGAGAACUCUGAAAUUACUUUUAGAGGAUAUUAAUUGUGAUUUCAUGUUUGUAAUCGACAAGUUUUCAGAAGCAUUCAGUCAUGGUCUGCUGAGUCGCAGACUGUAGUUUACAAAAAAACAAAAAAGGAUAUUGCAGUAAAAAUGUGCUUCUUUAAGGCUGCAAUACAAACAUUCAGUUCCCUUCUCAACUAGCAUUCUAUCCAAACUUACACAAAAAACAUUUGUUCUUUUUUGAGUAAAAAAAAAAAAAAAAAUCAAAUAACAUUGCCUUCAAAAUAUUUCCUCAAAAUAUUACACAUAUCUAGAUUUUCUUCUAGCAUGAUAUUCAGGUUUCAAGAAUGAGCCUUGUACUAUAACUGCAUUGCGCAGUACUGCUUCUGUUCUCUUCCCUCUUUCCUGCCAAGUCAGCAUGGUUGUGCCUUCAUGAAACACGACUUUCCUCUUCCUCUCCAACCAGUCUGGAAUGUGUUUUGGGAAAUGCUGAAGCAUCCUUUUGAGCAUAGGAAAUCCCUGGGUGAGGACAGAGGUGCUGUGGGCUCUGAGGAAAGCUCCUCUCCCACAGGGGCAGGGCAUAGCUCAAGGCUGGCACCAACCCCUUCCUCCCUCCAGCACCUCUGACCACUGUAAAAACGACAUUUCCCAUUAGAAAACAGAGCUCCAAUUCCUCUGUGGCACCUUUGGAAUGUCAGAAUGUUCCCCUAAUGCCAAAUUCCCACCUGGCUGUCAAGGUCAGGAUUGUUCCUUUUGUAUUACUGGCAAAGCCGACGUGGAUUGGUAUUUUUCUUGCACUCAAUUUUGUACUGGUUUGGCUGAUUUAGCAAUGAUAAAGGAUGCUUUGAACCAUGA